AUAAUCCUUAAGUGAUUGUCUCCAUUUAAUUUGUGUCAGAAUUGGAUGGAUUUAGUAACUUAGCUCGCGAUUCAGCGAAAAUUGUUAACCGUUAUCACUAUACCGCUUGCAGUUAGUGAAUUUGAAGCUCUCACAAAAUCAGAAACCACCGAAGAAUUGCUGAUUUAUUCCGAGGACAAAGAUGAGCCGAAGGUACGCUAAACCACAGCCAUACUACGACAACAACCCAGACAGGGCGUGGGCAUCCAGUCCUCUGGACAACGUCUACACCUUCCAGAACAAUUUGUACCAUGAGGAAAGGAGUGGAUUGCCGAAUCCGAACGAAUACAGACAGCAGAACCACUAUUCAAACCAUUCAAACGUAGCAGGACCAUCGAGCAGCUACGCAAACUAUUCACAGCACCAAAAUAAUUCUUUCCACCAGAAAUUCUCCAGCCAUGAUCGUCAACAUCAGGACACAUACCAGCAGCAAGGUCAUCAUCAGUACAACAAGCAGAACUUUUCCAACCUGAAUAAGUUCCAGAGCAUCAACAUUCGCCAGGCAAACCGGCAAACUAACACCUACUCCAGGUCCAGAAACAGCUUCAAAGAUUCUGAUGAUUUUGCCAGGGAUCACAAUCAACAGCAGAGCAGUUCAUACACAGAUUUCCACCAAGACAAGCCCUCCUGGUCGAGCUCUGGAAGUUCUGUAACCAAACCACAGAAGUUCUCAGACCAGCCUCCCAUGAACAGGCCCGUCAGGAAACGCAAAAAUAAUGGUUCCAAGUACUACAGACACAUUCCUCCCGGAGGCCGGGCUAGACCAGGUCUGCGCUCCUUCUGCAGCUACGUGACAAAUAGAAAUGGGAGCUCGAAACUGAAUGGUCCAAAGAGUAACUUGCAGUUCGUUUACAAAAUCAAGGCCUGUUUGUGGCACAGAACCAAGAUGGGGCUGCACAAGAAGAAGACCAAGUUAUUCUCCAAGCAAUGGCGCUACCGCCAGAUCAGACAGAAUAACCUUUUUAUAAGGAAGACGCACAGCCAGUACUGGUCGAGGAGCUUUGUCAAGCCCAAGGUUUCCGUCAAGGCGUCAAAUCCAUGGAAAAAUUUCAAGAGCUCAUUUGACUAUCUGUCUCUUGUGGCUUCAUUCACCCCUGCUUCCUGGCAAGACCCUAAAUUUGCCUAUUUUCACCACGUGCAAUAUCAACUCUUCACUCUGCCAACGAACGGACUCGAGUUCAUCAGCUUGGAAAACCAGAUGAUCUGUUGCAAACUGAAAAUCGUCCAGGUCAUCCGCCUUCAAAAUUUACUCCUGUAUGGAGCUUACAUUAGCAAAAAGCAGCAGCUGCUGGCCAACUCAAUCCUUCUCAGAGAAGUUGUCAGGUACUUCUGCAUCAAGGCGGAACACUUGAAGGAGCUCUGCAAAUACGGCCACGACUUGCGCCGAAUCGGAGAGGUGAAGUCGUAUGUGAGCCCAAGGGAGGCCCACAUGAACCGCCCCGAAACCAACUCGGAGGUGUUGAUGGUUGCUGCCAGGGUCGUCAUCAUCCCUGUCAAGUACCCCAGAUCGUCCAAUGAGGUCUACCCUGAGUACAUCAUGCAGUACAGCCGAGUUAAGUAGAACGGAGAAAAGUCUUGUGGCGGACAGAUAAGAAGUUGGGAUAUUUCUUCUUUAUGUGGAAAAGCAUAUUGGUUCUGUGAGUGCUCAAAAAAGUUGCCUGUUUGUUCUUAUAUAGAGAUGUGAGUUGGAGAUAUAAACAUACAAACUUAAUCUCCUCUCAU
This is a messenger RNA of Neocloeon triangulifer, 1761 nucleotides long. RefSeq lists its product as uncharacterized. The record is from RefSeq and is a predicted model, not a curated record. The transcript has 5 exons. Bases 182 to 1600 code for a protein of 472 amino acids. NCBI's taxonomy places the organism in Eukaryota, Metazoa, Arthropoda, Insecta, Ephemeroptera, Baetidae.